Messenger RNA from Drosophila gunungcola (fruit fly), 3313 nucleotides. It is a transcript of the gene lds, whose product is annotated as transcription termination factor 2. Gene Ontology annotation, molecular function: ATP-dependent chromatin remodeler activity; ATP binding. Lineage: Eukaryota; Metazoa; Arthropoda; Insecta; Diptera; Drosophilidae. Bases 111 to 3275 code for a protein of 1054 amino acids. The transcript has 5 exons. The record is from RefSeq and is a predicted model, not a curated record.
CGAUAUUUGAUGGCAAUGUUUUGGUUGGGUGGCAUCUCCGUUCGUGGUUUCAUUAUAAAUUAAAUGGCGCUGAGUUGAAAGCAUUUUUUGUAAAUUAAUAUUUGGUAAAAAUGUCAAGUGAAAGUGAGCAGUACUUCAGCCACGAAGAGGAGGAUUCGGUGGUCAACAGCACAAGUUCAGUCCGAUCAAGCAAAUCUUCGCAUCUCAGCAGCCAAAAUAGCAAAGGCGCUGGCACGUUCAUAGAUGAAACGAAUACUGAGGCGGAGGAUUCCCGGCUGGUGGAGCAGUCUGAAGAAUCAGAAGAGACCGGUGAGUCGGAGGAAUCUGAGGAAGCCAGUACAUCGGAGGAAGAGAGCGUUAACCCGCCAGCCAAGAGCACCAAAAAGAAAAGGAACCGGCCUUUGGGAAUCCCCUCCGAUACCGAAGAAAGUGACGAGGAGCUGGAACAGCGCGCCCUAUCUCCCUGCACCCGAAUGAGCAUCACGGGGGUGCGACCCCAGGAUCUCAGCGACGGCGACAGCGAGAUCGAGUACAACGAUGAGGGGACGGAGACUCCUCAGGCAGCCGCUGUAGGAGCUGGCGUGCCGCGCUACACCACUCAAUUCGCCGGCAACAUCCAGGAGGCCCUGCACUCAACCCUCGGUGCUGCGGAUCCAGACUCUCCGGAUGAGUCCAGCGGUAGUGAUGUUCUUAUUCUCAGCAACAAGGAGACACCUAUUGAAAUAUCGUCCAGCACGGAUGAAGACGCCGCCAACAACAAGGAAAACAUUCCCGGUUCUCGUUUAGUGCGUUCUUCGAGAUCAUACUCGCCUAGAAGCAGCGCAGGUGCUCUAGGGACCAGUAAGAAUCUCAGCCAGCCCACUAUUCUGGCGGCCCUCAAGCAAAAAUCACCGCCAGUCGCUCAACGCUAUUUGGGGGUGAAGAGUGAAGAGCAGCAGGUGGUCAGCCCGGAGGUCUACGAGGACGAGAUGCGCAAGCUGGCUGAGAAGCGUACUCAGCUUAGCGAAGCAGAGAAGUUGUUCGAGAAGGUGGCCCACAAGCUGCCCGACAAGGGCAAUCAGAUUAGGCAGCGCAUUAACCGCCUACGCAAAGACGUCGACUUAAUUGAGCAAACCGCGAACAGACUAAAAGUGGAACCCAGCAAGGUGCCCGUGAUCAAGGUGUCCAAACCAAUAUUCAAUGCACCCCCGGCCCCACAAAUCGACACUCCAGACUGGGAUGACUUGUCGGCAGAGGUCAACCAGAUCAAGCCAGUUUACACAGGCACCCAGGGCAUGGCCACGUUCAACAACCAGAAGGCUCUGACUGUGGAAUCAUUGAAGGACCUACAUGGCUCGCUGAAGGAUUGCCCCGGACCCGAAGUGCUGGCGGAGGAUCCGAAAGGCCUAAAAGUCGCACUGAUGGAUCACCAAAAGCACGCCCUAGCCUGGAUGUCAUGGCGCGAACGUCAGGCUACACGCGGGGGAAUUCUGGCAGACGACAUGGGCUUGGGCAAGACGCUGACCAUGAUCUCAUCGGUGCUAGCAUGCAAGAAUCGCCAGGAGAGGGACCAGAAAGAAGACCAAAGUAGCGGCUGCGACAGUGAUGAUGAUAAGAACCAAAAACGAAAAAGCGCCGGCGGAUGGACCUCCAAAGGUCGCAAGGACACUCACAAGGGUGGCACUUUGGUGGUGUGCCCGGCCAGCUUGCUACGUCAGUGGGAGAGCGAGGUGGAGUCCAAGGUGUCCCGUCACAAGCUGACCGUUUGCGUGCACCACGGGAACAACCGGGAGACCAAGGGCAAGCACCUUCGUACCUACGAUAUUGUGGUGACAACCUACCAAAUUGUAGCCCGGGAGCACAAGAACUUGAGUGCCGUGUUCGGUGUCAAGUGGCGACGGAUCAUUCUGGAUGAAGCGCAUGUGGUGCGCAACCACAAGUCGCAGUCAUCUGUAGCAGUCAGUGAUUUGCGGGGCAAAUAUCGUUGGGCCCUGACUGGCACUCCAAUCCAAAACAAGGAGCUUGAUGUGUAUGCGCUGUUAAAGUUCCUUCGUUGCCACCCGUUCGACGAUUUAAACACGUGGAAGAAGUGGAUUGACAACAAGAGCGCAGGGGGGCAGAAUCGCCUCAAUCUGCUGAUGAAGUCGAUUAUGCUAAGGCGCACUAAGGCUCAGCUGCAGUUGGAUGGCAAACUCAGUAGCUUGCCCAAAAAGGAAAUGCGCCUCACUGAGAUCUCGCUGGGCACCGAAGAAAUGAAUGUUUACCAAACGGUGAUGACAUAUUCCAGGACUCUUUUCGCCCAGUUCCUCCAUCAGCGCGCCGAGAGGGAGACGGAUUUUAGUUACAGAAGCGAGGCUAAUAAGCCAACCUACAAUCAAAUUAAGGAUCCCAAUGGGGCGUACUACAAAAUGCACGAAAAGUUCUCCAGAAUGGCCGGCAGCAAAAAGGAGGUUAAAUCCCAUGAUAUUCUUGUGCUUUUGCUGCGUCUGCGACAGAUUUGCUGUCAUCCCGGUCUAAUCGAUGCGAUGCUGGAUGGAGAGGAGACCCAGAACAUGGGCGCUGAGAGUGACAGCGAUUCCCCGGAAAUCGACUUGCUGGCGCAGCUCAACAAACUGGCCAUUACCGACACCUCCACUGAGGCUCAGCCUUCUGGUUUUGGGGGAGGCGGUGAAGACGACGCUGGCCCUUCAUUGGGGGCAGAUGAAGCUCGCAUCGCCAAGGCCUCUAAGAAUGUGAUGAAGCGCAGUAAUCCGGUAUUUGAUCUAAAACGCCCCUCUUCCAAAAUCACAAAGGUGAUUGACAUACUUAAGUCAACCAUUCUGAUGGGAUCGGACGAUAAAGCCAUAGUGGUAUCGCAGUGGACUUCGGUGCUUGAAAUUCUGCGUGAAUUUUUGAACAGGGAUAGAGUUCCGACCCUGUCCCUGAACGGAACCGUUCCGGUGAAAAGCCGUCAGGAUAUUGUAAAUCAGUUCAACGAUCCAAACAAUCAAAACCGCAUUCUUUUGCUCUCCCUCACCGCUGGCGGUGUGGGCUUGAACCUGAUUGGUGCCAACCACCUUCUACUCUUGGAUCUUCAUUGGAAUCCCCAGUUGGAAGCUCAGGCCCAGGACCGCAUUUACCGCGUUGGUCAAAAGAAAGACGUUAUCAUCUAUAAGUUCAUGUGCGUGGACACUGUUGAGCAGCGGAUCAAAGCCUUGCAGGAUAAGAAAUUGGAACUGGCCAACGGCGUCCUUACGGGCAAUACAGUUAGCUCCAAACUCACUAUAGAUGACCUAAAAGGUCUUUUUGGAAUGUGACGUUGCUCUCAUUUGGUGCUUUCUUUAGUUAAGUUUAU